Marmota flaviventris (yellow-bellied marmot) is the source of this 1072-nucleotide messenger RNA. The record is from RefSeq and is a predicted model, not a curated record. Lineage: Eukaryota; Metazoa; Chordata; Mammalia; Rodentia; Sciuridae.
AUGGAUGCGAGCCCUCUGGAAGCACUGGUGGGAGGAGAGGCCUGGUCAUCAGAGUUCUUUGAUAUUAGUGACCAUAAAUGUGUCCGGACCUUCACCUUUAUUGAUCUGGACUGCUGUGUCUUGGCCAUGAACUACUGGUCUGACUAUCACAGAGGCGUGUUCUGCUAUGGGGACACCAAGGGCAAUGUUAUUGUCUUCAUCUCUGACAGUGUGACCACCGGACUGUUCAACCCCCACAUCCUCCCCAGACUCUCCAAAUGGGGCAGAUCUUGUGCAGAUCACUGGAUCAAGGUUUCCAUGCCAAAACUCUUAACUGAGAAGUCUGCUGUAUACAGAAGUUACCAGCUGAGGGCUCUCCAUCCCAACUGGUGUCAGAAGGUCAAGUUCAUUUCCGAUCUGAACCUCGUGGUCUCCUGUUCGGCCGUUGAGAAGUCCUCUCUGGUGCUGACAGUGUUGCCAGCCAAAGACCUUGAGAAACCCAGGUUCACAGUGCUGAGUUUAAGAAAAGGAGUUCUUUGCUUUGAUUACUGCUCAGACAGGAACUUCCUGGCGACUGGUGGCUAUGACUCCCACAUCUACCUGUGGAACCCCUUAUUCUCCAAAAAGCCUGUGUGGGUGAUGAAGGGACAUCAGACCUCCGUGAUGCACCUCCUCAUAAACAGCAAGAAUAGCAGCAUCCUCAUCAGCAUCUCCAGGGACAAGAACAUCCGCGUGUGGGACAUGCAGGACUACAUCUGCCUGCAGUCCUUCUGCGGGAAGCUGUUUGCCCUGGGGAACUGCCCCAUCACCAGCGCCUGCUUCCACGAGACCGACAACACCCUCAUCUGCAGCACCUAUUCCGUGCACAGGAUUUCAUAAGUGGGCAAAUUCCAGUAAGUUUAAGAUCCUGAGCGAAGAUUUGUAGAUUGCCCAGAAACUUGCGAGUGACAGGCCUGGGGAAGAACUGGCCUGGGAAGGACCAGGUGGGAGGAACUUUAGCUUUUAGAUUAAAGCUAUAAUCUCCUUGUCCUUCCUCUUGUUUAUAAUCCCAGCAACUCUGGAGACUGAGGCAGGAGGAUUGAAAGUUAGAGGC